AUGGAGGAAAAUAGCAACCUCGGUGAUGCCGCCGAAGAUGGGGCGGCGACUGGCCAUAUCUUCUUCAAGGACGUGGCCAAAAGUCAUGAGCAGCUGGAUCAAGCGCUUCAAGGCUACAAGGACGUAGCCGACAAGGAAGAGCAGAGAGCUGCUGAAGCGUACCAGAAGCUGGGCGCAUACAAGAACUCCAUCACAAACCUGCGUAGCCCGCUCCAGCAGAUCUCCUCUCAAGUGAAGCAGUUGCAUUCGAAGAUGGUCAAAGUGUUGGAGGCAGAUGAGAGGGAGCGGCUGGAGCCACUGAACAGUUUGGAAGCAAAGCUUGAGCCGGAGAGCCAUGAGUUGGCAUGA
This is a messenger RNA of Effrenium voratum, 348 nucleotides long. The record is from the annotation of a GenBank genome assembly. Lineage: Eukaryota; Dinophyceae; Suessiales; Symbiodiniaceae.